Lipotes vexillifer (Yangtze River dolphin) is the source of this 330-nucleotide messenger RNA. Its product is annotated as placenta-specific gene 8 protein-like. The transcript is spliced from 3 exons. The record is from RefSeq and is a predicted model, not a curated record. NCBI's taxonomy places the organism in Eukaryota, Metazoa, Chordata, Mammalia, Artiodactyla, Lipotidae. Bases 1 to 330 code for a protein of 109 amino acids.
AUGAAUCCAGUUGUUUUGCAGCCAAGAUAUGGUGCAGGAGGUGCGAUGGUUAGUGACUGGCAAACCGGCGUGUUUGACUGCUGUGAUGACGUGGGGAUUUGCCUCUGUGGGACUUUCUUUCCCCUGUGCCUUUCGUGUCAGAUUGCCUCUGACAUGAACGAAUGCUGCCUGUGUGGAGCAAGUGUCGCCAUGAGGACCAUGUAUAGGACCCGAUACGGCAUCCCGGGGUCUAUUUGUAGUGAUUUCCUAUGGCUGGUAUGUUUCCCUAAUUGCACCCUUUGUCAACUCAAGCGAGAUAUUGAAAAAAGAAAAGCAAUGAAUGCUUUGUAA